Messenger RNA from Anopheles gambiae (African malaria mosquito), 474 nucleotides. RefSeq names its product histone H4. Gene Ontology annotation, molecular function: protein heterodimerization activity; DNA binding; structural constituent of chromatin. Bases 63 to 374 code for a protein of 103 amino acids. NCBI's taxonomy places the organism in Eukaryota, Metazoa, Arthropoda, Insecta, Diptera, Culicidae. Gene Ontology annotation, biological process: nucleosome assembly. The transcript has a single exon. The record is from RefSeq and is a predicted model, not a curated record. Gene Ontology annotation, cellular component: nucleosome.
CGCUCAUUCGUGAUCGUCAAUUUGAAGUGUGAACAUCGUGAACGUACAAUCCUGUGCUCAUCAUGACUGGAAGAGGAAAGGGAGGAAAAGGUCUGGGUAAAGGAGGAGCCAAGCGUCACCGAAAAGUGCUGCGGGAUAACAUCCAGGGCAUUACCAAGCCCGCCAUCCGCCGUUUGGCUCGGCGCGGAGGAGUGAAACGUAUCUCCGGUCUCAUCUACGAGGAAACCCGUGGCGUCCUGAAAGUAUUUCUGGAGAAUGUGAUUCGUGAUGCGGUCACUUACACUGAACACGCCAAGCGUAAGACCGUCACCGCUAUGGAUGUGGUGUAUGCUCUGAAGCGUCAGGGCCGCACUCUGUACGGUUUUGGAGGCUAAAUUUAUCUCUAUAAAACUUCCAUGUGGAGUCUCAAAUCAAACGGUCCUUUUCAGGACCACAAUACAUUACUCAAGAGCUGUGUCUUUCGCAACAUUAAAA